This is a messenger RNA of Mytilus californianus (California mussel), 5588 nucleotides long. RefSeq names its product TNFAIP3-interacting protein 1-like. The transcript has 17 exons. The coding region runs from base 166 to 2451 and encodes 761 amino acids. The record is from RefSeq and is a predicted model, not a curated record. NCBI's taxonomy places the organism in Eukaryota, Metazoa, Mollusca, Bivalvia, Mytilida, Mytilidae. Gene Ontology annotation, biological process: regulation of transcription by RNA polymerase II; cellular response to lipopolysaccharide.
GUAUUACUCUCGCCCGGAUGUAAAUAAUGUAUUUCGUAGAAAAGUUGUUUCUUACAAAAGAAAACUUCCAAUGUUCAGAAGACACAAAUACUGAAGCUUGAAAGAAUUUCUGAACUAAAGACUCUGAAUUGAGAGCUUUGAGGAUGCCAUAGAUUGUAAUACAAGAUGACUGAAAAUGCCUGCCAGACUUCAUUAAAUGAUUACAUGACAAAGGUACCUAAUGAAGAAAUACUGAAGUUGAAGGAGGAGAACUUCAUACUUCAAGGAAAAAUUAGAGGAUAUGCAACCUUAGGUAAUCUUCUUCGUGAACAGAAAGAAGAAUGUUCAAAAUUGAAGAAAAUGAAUGAAUCACUGAAAAAACAAGCAACUCCAUCUCCAGGUGCAGGCAGCUUCAGUCAGGACAGUGGUUCAGAGGGAAACCGUUCAUUGAAUGGGGACACUGGAACCAGCUAUAAAGUAAUUCAAAUAAAUCCUGGAGAGGUCAAGCAACAAACUGUUGAAUCGGAAAAUAUAGAUGUUUCUCUAAAAUCUGAUCACAGUUCAAAUGGGAUACCAGAUCCUUGUAUUACGGAGCAAGAUAAAAUACACAAUUAUAAAAAAGUAACCAGAACUUUGUCAUGGACAGACCAGAUGUCUGGUGUUACUUAUCCUCCCAGCGAUAUAUUCCAGCACAUGAAAAUGGACAAAUAUCCUACACAGGAAUCUAUCAGUAGUGACAUUAAAUCAGAACUGUCUGAUCCUCAAAAAAGACCAAUUUCAAUUGCUAGUAAUGGCAUAGAAAACCCUGUCCACAAGGACCACAUGGCAAUGUUGAGGUCAUCGUCAACUAUUGUACAUGUUGGAUCAGAUUCUAAUUCAAAAAGUUUGAACUUGAUGGAAUUUCCAUCUGAACACUUGGAUGACUCUUCUAAAACUGGUUCUUCAUCACACAGUAAGGUUGUGUCUGCAUCGUCAUCUCAAUCAUCUUCAUUCCAGGUAAUCAAGCCUGGUAUGUCUAGACAGUGCUCCAAGUCAGAGACAGCGUUGAGUCUCCAUGUGAAUGAAAUUAUGAAUGGAGACCUUGGGUCAGAUGGCCCUUCACAAAGAAUGAGGAAAAUGUUAGAAGAUAUAUUACCUGACCUCACUAAGAUAGAAGAGGAGAAUGAUAGUUUUAAGGUUGAAAACAAAAGACUGUUGGAAGAAAACCAUCGUCUUUUAAGGAAAGUUCAGCAGUUAGAACUUCAAGUUAAUAAUGUGUCUCCGACAGAGUCCCUGUCAUCACAGACUCAAGUUGUAGACUGGGACUAUGUCAGCAAAUCAGAAUUACAGAAAAAUAAGCUUACAGAAAAAGAGUCAACACAGACAACAGAAAAUUCAACAAGACUUCAAAAACUGGAACAGCAGAACAGAGAGUUGCUGCAAGCCAAUUCAAGAUGGGAGAAAAUGUUCAAAGAAAUGAGAUCUGACCAAGAAAACAAAACAAAACAUUAUCAGUAUCAGAUUGAUACAUUAAAGGAACAGCUUACAAAAAUGAAAUUAGAAGAUGAAACACGUAGAUGUGAAUAUGACAGAAUUUUAUUAACUACCAAAAAUAGACUGGAGGAUGAAGAGUCGGCAAAAGAUGCCCUUCAAGCUCAGUUAGCAGAAUAUCAAGUAUCUUAUGAACAGAUGCAGAAGGAGAAAAGAGAAUUGGACGAAUCAUUAAAUGCAAUAAACAGAGAACAAUUAGCCAGAGAGGCUGAACUUAGUGUUCUUAGGCAAGGUAUAAGUGGAGAUAGUAUUCAGGCUAUACACGUAUCUUCUGACUCGGACCUGAGAACAGAAAUAGCUGUUUUGAGAGAACAGCUUACAGUUUUCCAGGAGGAUUUCGAUAGAGAGAGAAGCGAUCGAGCUAAGGCUCAGUCAGAAAAAGAUGACAUAAAUAAACAAUUAGGAAAACUCAGAACAGAAAAUCAUAAGCUUCUUGAUCAGAAUAAAAGAUAUCAAUCUCAGCUUCAAACUGCAGAAGUUAAUGUUAAAGAAGCCAUUGAAGAGAGCACUAGACUUAAUAGUGCCAAUGUUGAACUCAGAAAUAAAGUUCGUCAGUUGGAAAGUCAACUUUUAUCACAACAAGCACCUCCAACAUUUACACCAAAUAUCACAUCGACAAGACCUCAGCAUUCAUGGAUGGUACAACCAGAGACUGAUCCAUAUGCUAGGCCAUCACCUCCUUAUAUGUUCCACCAAAAUCAAGUUGGACCAGGCAACCUUCAAAGUAAUAGAGAGAGAUACCCACAAGAACAGCAACCAGGAGCAUGGAAUUGUGAUGAUUGCACUUACUCCAACCAUCCAACUCGGUCUGUGUGUGAAAUGUGUGGGAAAAUCAAAUUACCAGGUAUAACAGCAGUCCAGAACCCAUGCUCUUCACCUACAUUAUGGAGAAGAGGAGAAAAUGGAGAACAGAAUGAUUUAUCUUCAGAUUGCGUGCGAUGAAAUCACUGUGGUGAAAUCUAUCUUUUAUUGACUGAAGGAUUUUCAUCCGUUCCUUUUUCUUCUGUGACGUUUUUCGUAUAAGCCAGGAAAGUAAGGAUAAUACAAAUUACUGUGACAUCAUUUGUACUCUUUGGUGAAAAUUUAUGGUGACAGAUAAUUUGACUGUUCUUUACGAUUAGGAUAUUCUACAUAUACUCUGACUGUUUUGUAUAACAAGGAUAUCUACAUAUAAUUUGACUGUUCUUAAUUAUGACGAGGAUAUUCCUCAUAUAUAUAAGAAAAUAACAGCAAAUUCUUUGUCAUGACAAUGUUAGUUCUUUGAAUAACUUUGAAAAUCUUAUUAUUUGAAAAAUACAGAUUUCUUAUUUACUAUUGUCGAAAUGAAAAUUAUGAUGUGUUUCGUUUUUAGGAGAUUGUAAGAUUGCUGUGUAUGCUGUACACGAUAUAAACUUUUUACAUAUUGUUUGUGAUCUGUAUAAAUUUACUGUCUUAUGUGGCUGCUUUCUGUGGAAACUAAAAAUGAUUAUAAGGACUAUUUUUGUACUAGAAGUAAGAAAAAUUACUUUUUAAAGUGUUAACAUUGUAUUUGAAUGUUGACUGUUUACACAUUGGAGAACUCAUAUUUUUACAAAUUGAUGUGCGACAAAAAAACAUUCAGCAAAUUUUCCAAGUCCAAGACAAUAUCUCUUGUUUAAAAUGUUGUUUAAAAAAUACAAAUUAUUGUCCUUAUUUCAGCUUUUUUGCACAAUGCUACUUCAAUUGUCAUUAUAAUUCAAAUCAAGAACAAUGUACUUUCACUUCACUAAAGAUUUAUUUCUUUCUGUCUAUGAUACAUGUUUGAUUGUCUGGAUGAGGUUUACAGAAUAAAGAAUAUUGGACAAAAAGUGCUGAAUAAAGGGCAAAACAAAAUGAAGAAUAGAGAAUAAUGAAGUUUUAAAAUACCAGUGUGGAAAAUAGAGAGAUAAAGAGUAGAAAAAAAAUGGUCCUAAAAAUUUAAGAAUAAUGAAAUGAAGGACCCCCAUCCCAACCCUCAUUUUUACAAAGAUUAACACUCAAUUGUUUAUUUUCGACACUAAGAAUUUUUGACAGAUAAGAGAGAAGGUUCUCAUUUACUGGUGUUCCUUUUCAGUUUACCCUCCCUCCUGAGACUGGCUUUUUUCUUUGACACAAGUUAUCUCCCUUGACCAAGUUGUCAAAUAGAAUUCAAUAUACCAUAUAAUGCUAAGUUUGAUGCUCAGUGCAGAUUGAUUAAAUAUGAAAAAUAAUGCACUAAUGACUUAAUUUUAAGGUGCAGGAGGAGGAUCUGCUAUGUAGUUUUAUUUUAACUGAUAGUAUUUUUUGUAUUUAUAUAAUAUCAGUUGUUUAUGAAACAAGAGGAAGUUUCUCAGCUUCAAUCUUAUUGAAGAGUGAUAGCCUUGAAAUAAGAUGAAGCUGAUAGACUUCUUCUAGUUGGAAAGACCAUCAAUAAUCUAUUCACCACUAUUUUCCUAUACAAUGUCAAUGAUGUAGGACUUAUGAUGUGAUGCAUUCUAUUCCCACAAGUAGCUUUUGAUGGAAAAUUAUCAUACAGAUAGAUCAAAGUAAAAUUUUAGAAAAUAGUGAUAAUGUAUUAUACCUUUGUUAUUAAUAUUAUAUAUAAAUUUUGUAAUGGUAAUUCCUUCUUGUUAAAACUUUUAUUUACAUCACUUAAGAUUUGUUUUGAGAUCUUGUCAUUAACAUUUUGUUUGAGCAAAGACAUUACUUAAAUAUAUAUUUUGCUACAAGAUGUCUUAUACAAAUUUAUUUCAUUGGUUUAAUUAUCAGUUUGGUUAAGGCCUUGGCUCAUAUCUAAUUUUGACAAAAAAUGUGUGUGAAUUGGCCAUCUCUGGUCAAAUAUGUCAAUUUCAACAAUUUUAUGAUGCUUUAAUGACAUCACAACUGACAGUUCCAGAUUACAUCAUUGUAAUCAUUUAUUGAUAAAACAAACAUAACUUUUUAAAGGAUUGAGAAAUCGUACUGUUUUUUUUUAAAUUUCAGGAGCCAGUAAAUGGCUUUUAUCAUGCCUCCUCUUUCCUGAAAAUAUAGAACCAAUAUUGACUUUUCCUGAACCUGCUACUUUCUUUGAAACUCAACCUCAACUUGGAUCUCAACCAACAAUAAUCAUGAUCAAGUAUUGAACCUUAUAAUCCAAUUUUCCCAUAAUUUAUAUCGACCUGCAGUUUGAAAAACAUUUACUGUUAUUUGACAUAAUUGAACCUGUAAAGGGUUCUUUUUCAAAUAAUUUCAAACUUAAUAGAAUGCAUAUACAUGUAUUACAAAUGACAUAUUUUAUUCAAGAGUUAUACAAGCAGAAAUGUCAUCGCUUUAUUUUGAAAUCUCUGAAAGUGCUGUAAUACAUGCUUACUUGAUUGGUGACUUGAGUUUCUCUAGAGCCCCACUUUAGGACGGCAGGUAUGCAACCUUUUCAAAAAGUCAAACUUGAUUAUCUUAAUUAAAGGGUGUAAUUAUAUAAGAUUGGACUGUUUACUCACUUUAUUCUUUCCAGUAGUGUUAACAAGUAGAACAUUUUGACAAGACACAAACUAUUUUGUGACAAAUUUUAUGGAAACACAGUAAAAAUAGUUAGAGUUUUAGAUUAACAUGGAGAAUUUUUGUGAAACUAUAUAUAUAUAUGUUUGUAAUUUAUAUUUUUUUUUAAUUUAAAUUUAAAAUUUAAGUGUUGAGUUUUAGUCAUUAAAUCUAGAUUCAUCUCUGAAUAAUUAGCUUGAUGUAAGCACUUACUGUUGUAAAUAAAAUAAGACAGGUGUUCUCUGUGAAAUAGAACCAAGUCUGUAUUAUUUCCAUGAUACUUUUUUGAAAUCAUAUGGAAGUAAUAAAAGUAUGACUUGGUUAAGGUACAAAUUGGUAAGAAACAGGAACCAGUUAGUUGAGAAUGAGUUGAUAUUGAAAGUCUUAGGAUGCCAUUGAUUCAACCAAAAUGUCAGCCUCUAUUAUCAGGAGCUUUAUGAUAAUUACCUUUUCAAGUUAUUGGAUAUUUAUAGCUACUGGAUAAUUCUGUUUUAAGAAAAAAAUGCAUACCCGUACUAUUUAAACGAUAUACUAUAGCUGUGUAUAUGAACAUGUGCCCUUUAGGUAUUAAAUAAAACAUGAAUACCGUC